Molecule: messenger RNA, 7184 nt
Organism: Acinonyx jubatus (cheetah)
Lineage: Eukaryota; Metazoa; Chordata; Mammalia; Carnivora; Felidae
Gene: TBL1XR1
Product: TBL1X/Y related 1
Exons: 16
Coding region: 829-2373 (514 amino acids)
Biological process (GO): regulation of transcription by RNA polymerase II
Cellular component (GO): histone deacetylase complex
Molecular function (GO): protein binding; transcription corepressor activity
Source: RefSeq, a predicted model, not a curated record
GCGGAGGCGGCUGGGGGGCGCUGGGCCGCGGGGGGAUGGGCACAAGUGGAACAUGCAUUUUUCAACUUGGCCCUUUGGCGAGCUGGGGUUUUGGUGGGGGAGGGGAAGGCAGGGAAGGCAUUUAGGGUGCCCCAUCCCCCCUUUUUCCUCUCAGGCUUCUUUGAAAUGCUCACGUGCCUGCCCACCCCCUACCCUUUCCUGAUCUCGGGGAUCCUCACCCUUAUGUUGUCCCCGAAAAUGUGCGCCUCGGCCUUCUCCCCCGCUUCCACCCUUCGUGCAUUUACACCCCCUUUUUGUGUGUGUGUGUGUGUGUGUGUAUGUGGGGGGAGGCUUUCAGGAAAGAAUUUGCAGCAAAUUGAAUCAAGGAGCCAUCAUGAGGCCGACUCUUUUAUAGCCUAUUUUUAGCAGAGGAGAGGGAUCUUUUCGGUGCACGUUAUUCUGUUAGCAAUGGAAAUCUGCUCCCCUCCCCAGGCGCGUCCCCGGUGCAGGCGCGGCGACCCGGGUUGGCGUGCUGGGGGCUGCGGGCGGCUGUUGGGGCCGCGCGUCCCGGGCGGGGGCGCUGGCGGGGGAGGGGCGCGCGGCCGCGGGGCCGCACUCCCGGACGUGUUUAUUUGUAACUUAGUGCCUUUUAUCGUCUUAAGGAGGUAUUUGCUAGAGCCUCUUUGAAGUUGGGUUCAGAAGUGUAGAAUUGGCAAAGUUAUUGCCAGCUUCCUGCAGCAGCAACUUGUGAUUGGCGGUACCGGAUAUUCAAUUGCACAUCCCCACAUCAAUGCACUGCCAAUGGGUUAUAUCCUGUGUUGUGACCUCAUGGUUUAAGUGGGAAUAAAGAUGAGUAUAAGCAGUGAUGAGGUCAACUUCUUGGUAUAUAGAUACUUGCAAGAGUCAGGAUUUUCUCAUUCAGCAUUUACCUUUGGUAUAGAAAGCCAUAUCAGUCAGUCUAACAUAAAUGGUGCCCUCGUCCCACCUGCUGCAUUGAUUUCUAUCAUCCAGAAAGGUCUACAGUAUGUAGAGGCAGAAGUUAGUAUUAAUGAGGAUGGUACCUUGUUUGAUGGUCGACCAAUAGAGUCUCUGUCACUGAUAGAUGCCGUAAUGCCUGAUGUAGUACAAACAAGACAACAAGCUUACAGAGAUAAGCUUGCACAGCAACAAGCGGCAGCCACCGCAGCUGCCACAGCUGCCACAAACCAACAGGGAUCUGCAAAAAAUGGCGAAAACACAGCGAAUGGGGAGGAGAAUGGAGCACACACUAUAGCAAAUAAUCAUACUGAUAUGAUGGAAGUGGAUGGGGAUGUUGAAAUCCCCCCUAAUAAAGCAGUUGUGUUACGGGGCCAUGAAUCUGAAGUUUUCAUCUGUGCCUGGAACCCUGUUAGUGAUCUCUUGGCAUCAGGGUCUGGAGACUCAACAGCAAGAAUAUGGAAUCUUAGUGAAAAUAGCACUAGUGGCUCCACGCAGUUAGUACUUAGACAUUGUAUACGAGAAGGGGGGCAAGAUGUCCCAAGCAACAAGGAUGUGACAUCCCUAGAUUGGAAUAGUGAAGGUACACUUCUAGCAACUGGUUCAUACGAUGGAUUUGCCAGAAUAUGGACUAAAGAUGGUAACCUUGCUAGCACCUUGGGGCAGCAUAAAGGCCCUAUAUUUGCAUUGAAGUGGAAUAAGAAAGGAAAUUUCAUCCUAAGUGCUGGAGUAGACAAGACUACAAUUAUUUGGGAUGCACAUACUGGUGAGGCCAAGCAGCAGUUUCCUUUUCAUUCAGCACCAGCACUGGAUGUUGAUUGGCAGAGCAACAACACCUUUGCUUCUUGUAGUACAGAUAUGUGCAUUCAUGUCUGUAAAUUAGGACAAGACAGACCUAUUAAAACAUUCCAGGGACACACGAAUGAAGUAAAUGCUAUCAAAUGGGACCCAACUGGCAAUCUUCUGGCCUCCUGUUCUGAUGACAUGACUUUGAAGAUAUGGAGUAUGAAACAAGACAAUUGUGUCCAUGAUUUGCAAGCACAUAAUAAAGAAAUUUAUACUAUCAAAUGGAGUCCAACAGGGCCAGGGACAAAUAAUCCAAAUGCCAACCUUAUGUUAGCAAGUGCAUCCUUCGAUUCUACUGUUAGAUUAUGGGACGUAGACCGAGGAAUUUGCAUCCAUACAUUGACAAAACACCAAGAGCCUGUGUACAGUGUGGCUUUCAGUCCUGAUGGCAGGUACCUGGCAAGCGGUUCUUUUGAUAAAUGUGUGCACAUCUGGAACACACAGACAGGUGCUCUAGUUCACAGCUAUAGGGGAACAGGUGGAAUUUUUGAAGUUUGCUGGAAUGCAGCAGGAGACAAAGUUGGAGCCAGUGCAUCAGAUGGUUCAGUUUGUGUAUUAGACCUUCGGAAAUAGCGCUACUAGUUGGAAGCCAUGGACCGACUAUGAAUGUGUACAUAGCCAAAAUGACUGUCCCUGACCCAUGUACUGCUAUAGUCCCACUUGAACCAUGGCCAGUCCACUACAGCCAAAUCUAAAAGAAAUAUAUACAUACAGUGUAUAUAAACAAAAUUGCACCCUGAAGAUGACAGAAUUUUGUCACAGCUUGUGAAUUCUGUUCACCAAGUGCUGGAAUCUAAUCUGCUGUGCCCCUAAAAUAGCAUUUAGAAGUUUUGGAUAUGAAAAACAGAAGAGAAAGAAAUAUGCGUUAUAAAAGCAGCCCAUAUGUGUACCAGUUUUUGGAUACUAAUGACAGCCUUGUUUCUCCCCUUUGAAUCAGAAGACACCAUGGAUUAUAUUCUUUUUUCCCUUCAGUAGUUGAGCAGUUUGUAUGUACAGAGAAAAUGGACUUACAAAAACUUGCAGCAGUAGUUUGUUCUUGCUUUUAAACUUUGUUUUCGGUUUAGUUUAUGGAUGCAUGAAGUAAGGGAGUGAAUCAGUUUCUUGUUUAUAUUUUUUUCACCUUUUAAACAAAAAAUUCUUAAAAAUAUUUUAAUGCAUUCUUUUGAAGAGAUAGAUGUUUGGUACAUUUUAUGGCUCCCAGAGCAUAUAUUCAAUUGGUGCAUGUUGUGGAAGGGGGAAUUGGAAAGUGAAUGAAAAUAUAUGACUUUUGGUCAUGUCAAUCUGUAAGACACAUCAGUAAAAGGAUAUUAUGCUCUGUUGUUUUUUUUUUUGUUUGUUUUGUUUUGUUUUGUUUUUGUUCUUUUUUUGGUGAUGUGGCUUAAAUGCAAUAGUUUCUUUUUUGGGACAUAUUUCUGCCAAUUAAAGACUAGAAGGGCACAAUUUUUUUUAAUACCAUAGAGAAGAUGCAUAAAAAAAAUCUUCUGAUGUUUUGUAGCCAUAACUAAAUUAUGGUUAAAAUGUGCACUAUUGUGAAAAGGAGCAAAGUAGGUUUGGGGUUUUUUUUUGUUGUUGUUUGUUUAUUUGUUUGUUUUGCUUUGUUUUUUAAGAGAUUAAAAUGUUUCUGGAUAAGGAUUAGCUUCUCAAAGUGUCCAUCAUUCUGUGUAGAAGCUGAAAAAUGUAAUGUAACCAAACUCCAGUAUUAAAAAUCUCUCAUGUUGUUUUUCUUUAUACAAAGCAAGAUAACGGCAUAUAACACUGCCAUUACAUGGCAAAAUGUUUGCUACCUUAGUUUAAAAACAAUCUUUAAAACAAAAGACUUGCUUCAAGGUGUUUUUAAAUAGCAGUGAUUCAGAAUUCAAAAAAGAAAAAAAAGUAUAAUUGCACUAACCUCCCUGCUGCUCCGAUUCUGCAUUCGUGGUACUUGUGACUACAUUUUUUUCAAAUACGGAUAGAUUUAAGCUGCUAUUUUUUUUUGUUUUGUUUUUCAGUAAUCACUACUAUAUCAUGUCUUUUACUCUGUUUAUAAUAUCAAGUAUUUUCUUAAAGAUAUAGGUAUCAGAGCAAAUCUCUUCUUACGCUCAUGCAACUAAAAGCUAAAAUACACAGAAUUUGCAAAUGAGAGCAUUUGUUUAUACGUGUGAUCAACAGGGUUUGUCAUGAUUAAUGUAAGUAUCCACAAGUGUCAAUUUUGAAGAGAAUAGUUGUCAAAUUUGUAUCUCAAAAGAUUAUAAUUAAGGGAGUUGCUUAUUAUUAAGCUUAGCAAAUUUAUAACACUAUUUCUGUCACUAAUUAUUUUGAAGCCUUUACUACUAAAAUUUUAGUCUAUGUUUUAAGUAGAAACUGAUUUAACCCAAGUAAUGCAGCUUUGAUUUUUAGCAUUUGUUGUUUUGCUAUUUUUACAAAACAGCAUUGAUUGAAGCAAGUCUUGGUUUUACUAAGGUAGGAUAGCAUUUGCUAUUGGUAAAGAGAAUAAAUACACUUAAUUUCACAAUACAUUGUUAUAUGUACCCCAAUUAUUGUUAGUGGGGACUAUGAUACUGUAAUAAUAUUUUUUAAAAUUUACAUCCAGAGAGGCAGUCAUUCAUGAUGGUUUUGUGCCAGCUGUUUUUAGGGUUUUGGAUCACAUUAUAGAUAUUUAGAACUAUAACCCUGUGACUUAUGUAGGAAACCUAAUAUGCUGAGUAUCUGGCACUUGAAAUCCUGCUUUUAUUGCUAGAGGUCCACAUCUGUGGUUAACCUCUGUUGUUGUUUUAAAAAAAUAAAUAAAAAUUUAAAAAUCUGUGCAAUAAUUUUUAAAUGUGCUCCCAGGAAUAGACACAAAUGUUUUGAGUAGGUUUAAGCUGCAUUUUCCUUUAGCGAUGCAUCUGUCAAUUGCACUGAAUUUAAAUCUGAAAGUCAGAGGUGAUUAUUGAUAGUACUUUUGUAUUUUGAUAUGGACAAUUUAUUCAUUUGCAUACAGUUAUUGACUUUUUUCCCCCAGCUGAUUAAAAGUGAUAGUCAAGAAGUUCUGCAGUAUAGCUGCCAAAAUAGACAGCUACAUUUUUAUGGUAUUGUCAUCUUUUCUUUUUUCUUUUUUUUUUUUCCUUAAUCUUUAGGUAUUUUACUUAAGCAUAAUAGCCACAAUAGGACAUAUUAAAAGAUUAUAAAUACAGAGCUUUAUUAUCCUGAAGUCUUGGGUCUUUUAAGUAUAAACUUUAUCUGAAAGGUAUCCAUUUUGUAGGCUUGGGUUCUUUAUGAGCAUACAGUUGUUUAUUUUUGCUGCUGUUCUCAACAUCAUCAUUGCCUGCUGAUGUGCCACCAUGCUGCUCCAAUAGACAAAAGUAAGAUUGCCUUGAAUUUGAGCAGUAACUUGAUUGUAGGAGACCAAGUUUCACAGCCUGCAAAAUUCUGUAUUUGAGGUUCUUGGCUCAUUUUUCCUUCCUUUUUUUUCUGAGAACUUACUCCUGAAGAUCAAUUGAUUCCAAUAGAUUUUCUAUCGGUAUUCAUUAUAUAUCAUUGUUGUAUAAGCUACUGUAAGAAACGUAUAAGGAAAAAUAGAAAGGAAAACUUGAAUGAAUAGAAUACUCAUUGAUUGAAGUAGAGUAAAGAAAGAGCAGCUGUCACUCUUAAACUUCAUAAAGGAAUAUCAUUUUUCUUCUCCAUGUAGGAAAUCUGAUACGUGCUUAUAUUUGUUCCAAUCCCCAUUUCUGUCAUUGAUCAGGUACCAUCAUUGACUUUAAAUGACUUUUAGAAGUGGUAACUUUUAAUUUCCUGAUAGAUAUUAGAGUAUAUUGAAUUCUGUUUUAAUGAAUAAUUCUCUAGGUAAGUAUGUUUUAGGAUUAAACACCUUUUACAGAUACUGAAAGUGCCUCCUUUUGUGGUGUAAAAAAACAAAUUAUGGUGCAAAAAGUAAUUAUUAGAUUGAAUUACAUGAAGGUUUUUUGCUUUUUGACAUAAAAAUGUCAAGAGAAAGGCCAAAGAUUUGUACUUUUUCACUUAUAAAGCACUCCUUUUUUCCUUAAACUUCUUUCUGUCAAAUUAGAUUUAAUGAGAGAGUACUAUUUUUAAGGAGCUAUCUGUUUAUGUAGAAUGAUUUUGUUAAGAGUAAUGUAAACUAUUAACGCAUAGAGGCCUGAAGAGGGGUAUGCAUUUUUGCUAUUUAAAGGAAUCACGAAUGACUGUCCUUAUGUGAGCAAAAAUGUUCAAUUUUACUAAGUAAGCAGAAAAACAAAUCUCAAAUGCAGUGCUGUUUACUCUUUUCAAAACCGUUUUCAUUUUCUUAAGCACAUUGUACAUUUCUAUAGAACCUGCAUUUAUUCUCACAUGCUAAGGGUGGUACUUGCAUUUGGUGAAUUACUGUUGAUUGUUUCCACAGAAAUUCUAUUUCAGUGGACCAACAUUGUGGCAUGGCAGCAAAUGCCAACAUUUUGGGGAAUAGCAGCAAAUCUACAAGAGACCCUGGUUGGUUUUUUUUGUUUGUUUGUUUUUGUUUGUUUUUCCUUCUGAAUCAGCAGGGAUGGAAGGAGGGUAGGGAAGUUAUGAAUUACUCCUUCCGGUAGUAGCUCUGAAGUGUCACAUUCAAUAUCAAUUUUUUUUUAACAUGAUUCUAGUUAAAUGUAGAAGAGAGAGAAAAAGAGGAAGUGUUCACUUUUUUUAAUACACUGAUUUAGAAAUUUGAUGUCUUAUAUCAGUAGUUCUGAAGUAUUAAUAGCAUUCUUUGUUUCUGCCUUUACGUUGACAAUGUUGAAGCAGGGUGAAUAACUAGGGCAUAUUUUUUUUUUUUCUAGUAAGCUGUUUCACAAUGUUUUCUUUGGCUUUCUGGAUAAGUUCAAGAAAACAUUCUGCAUGUUGUAUCUAGUCUGAUGUACUUAUCCAUCUCAUUAAAAACAAACACAGACUGCAUUCUGUAGCUCUGUAAUCCCUAAAUACAGAAGUAAUUCUCUUCUUUCCUGACUUUGACAUUGUAGCUAUAAUGUUCUAAUUUUGAUUUUUACAAAUCCUUUGGGUCUAAUUCUGUGAGCCUACCUAUAGCACUGGAUUAAAAUGUCUGCAUCAUUUCUUUAGUUAUCCAGUUAACUUUAAAACUGUUGUAAAAGUGUAAACCAGCCCAUGACAGUUUUUUGUACAUGUUAAAGAACUUUAUUGUUCAGUUUUCAUGAUUAUUGUGUAAGGAAGACUGAUAUAGAUGUUCUAUGCUGUCCUGGACCAUGUUAAUUACACUUCUGAUGUAUUUUGGUUCCACAUCACAAUGAUUUGUCCCCAAUGAUCCUUUUAUCCUUUCUAGGCACAUUUUUUUUUUUUUGUUGUUGUUGUUGUUGCAGUUUCCCUUUGCAUUGUAUUGCUUUGACAACUGUAAUUUGAAUCAGAUCUGAAAGAGGUCCAGAAUAAAAUAUAUUUUGAUAUUA